AGUUCUCCCUCACAUACAGGCCACGAGCACACGCACAGCUAUCAUUAGUUUUCCCUCACACACAGGCCAUGAUCACUUCACACCGCUUCUUCCUGUAUCCCUCAGUGCAUGUCACAUGACAGCGGUAACACCGCAGGCCCCUAAACUAGAUGGGAAGCUACCAUAAUUAAAUAGCUCUGAAGCCACGCCUUGUUUUUGUCAUGUGACUUGUAGUGUGAGGGUGACUAGGAACUGUGACAAUGGCUACCCGGCCUGGGAGAGACUGCUAAUGAGAGUGUUACUGAGGGAAACUAUUAGGGAAGAGGUGCUUGUGAGCGAGACUGCUAAGGUGGUGAGUGCCAGAAAGAGAGAAACUGUUAGAGUGUGUUAUUGAGAGUGCUAGUGGGAGAGAGUGUUACUGAGGGAAACUAUUAGGGAAGAGGUGCUUGUGAGCGAGACUGCUAAGGUGGUGAGUGCCAGAAAGAGAGAAACUGUUAGAGUGUGUUAUUGAGAGUGCUAGUGGGAGAGAGUAUUACUGAGAGAAACUAUUAGGGAAGAGGUGCUUGUGAGAGGGACUGCUAAGGUGGUGAGUGCCAGAAAGAGAGAAACUGUAAGAGUGUGUUUUUGAGAGAGACUGCUAAGGGGGAGAGAGAGUACUAGGGUAGAGAGUGCUAGUGAGAUACACUGCUGGGGGGGAGGAGAGAGUGCUAGAGAGAGACUGCUAGUGAGAUACACUGCUUGGGGGGAGAGAGUGCUGGUGAGAGACUGCUAGUGAGAGACUGCUAGGGGAAGAGAGUGCUAGUGAGAUACACUGCUUGGGGGGAGAGAGUGCUGGUGAUAGACUGCUAGUGAGAGACUGCUAGUGAGAGACUGCUAGGGGAAGAGAGUGCUAGUGAGAGACUGCUAGGGGGAGAGACUGCUAGUGAGAGACUGCUAGGGGAAGAGAGUGCUAGUGAGAGACUGCUAGUGAGAUACACUGCUUGGGGGGAGAGAGUGCUAGUGAGAGACUGCUAGUGAGAGACUGCUAGGGGAAGAGAGUGCUAGUGAGAGACUGCUAGGGGGAGAGACUGCUAGUGAGAGACUGCUAGGGGAAGAGAGUGCUAGUGAGAGACUGCUAGUGAGAUACACUGCUUGGGGGAGAGAGUGCUAGUGAAAUACACUGCUAGGGCUGGAGAGAGUGGUAGGGUAAAACUGCUGGAUAACAGAAUACUAGUGAGAGACUUUGUUAUAGAGAGUGUCAGGGUGAGACUGCUUUAGACAUGCUCAGAGAAUAGUGAUUGUUUCAUCAAGCAGAAAGCACUUUUGGGGUCUAGAAAGAAGUGUUUGUGAACAGUAGGUAGCCUGUACCCAGGUAGCAGAGAUAUGCGGUGCUGUUGAGACAUCCUAGACGGUGGAAUACAGAAGAAAGGGAGACUGCUCCAGUCAUUUGUAGAGGAUAAGGAGCUUUAGAGAAGGAGCAUAAUGACGACAUGGAGGGACAAGAUUCCCUUCCUGACCCAGGCAGAUAAUACGGAAGAAGGGAGCGGCCAAGGACCCAAACCAGCGACAUCAGAUGAGGACGAUGACAAGGACGAUGAAUGGGACAAGAGAGAGCAGAGCCACCUGCGGACUGGCAUCUCAUACAGACACUCCGUGGUUAUCGUUCUGAUCCUGUGUUACAUCAACCUCUUGAAUUACAUGGAUCGCUUCACUGUGGCAGGCGUUCUCCCUGACAUCGAGAGAGAAUUUGGCAUCAGAGACAGCUCGUCAGGAUUAGUACAAACCGUGUUUGUCUGUAGUUACAUGGUGCUGGCUCCUGUGUUUGGCUACCUGGGCGAUCGUUACAACAGGAAAUACAUAAUGUGUGUUGGCAUCUCCUUUUGGUCACUGGUGACACUGGGCAGUUCCUACACACCCAAGGAGCAUUUCUGGCUCCUUCUGCUCACUCGCGGUCUGGUGGGUGUCGGAGAGGCCAGUUAUUCCACAAUCGCUCCAACGCUCAUUGCUGACUUGUUCCUUUCCGACCAGCGCAGCCGUAUGCUCUCCAUCUUCUACCUUGCUAUCCCAGUUGGCAGCGGUCUUGGUUACAUUGCAGGGUCAAAGGUGACAAGUGCUGCAGGUGGCAAUUGGCAUUGGGCACUACGGGUGACCCCAGGUCUUGGGCUGCUGGCUGUGCUUCUGCUGCUCUUCAUUGUGAAGGAGCCAAUCCGGGGAGCUGUAGAGAGGAAAACGGACCGACCCCUCACCCACACCACCUGGUUAGCUGAUGUGAAGGCUCUGAGUAAAAAUUCCAGUUUUGUACUUUCCACCUUUGGUUUUACGGCUGUGGCUUUUGUCACCGGUGCGCUGGCCCUCUGGGCUCCCACUUACCUCAUGCGCUCACGUAGAGUGAUCUACCGUAACGAACCAUGUCUGACGCCCAUUUGCAACUAUGACGACAGUAUGAUUUUUGGUGUCAUUACAUUGGUGACAGGCCUCCUUGGAGUUGGCGCCGGUGUGGAGAUCAGUAAACGUUACCGUAAAGUGAAUCCCAGAGCAGACCCGUUAGUCUGUGCUGCCGGGCUCCUCAGCUCUGCCCCCUUUUUAUUCCUGGCUGUGGUCUGCGCAGAGAAGAGCCUCGUUUUGACCUAUAUUUUUAUCUUCAUUGGUGAAUUGCUGCUGUCCCUAAACUGGGCCAUUGUAGCUGACAUCUUGCUGUACGUAGUGAUCCCAACAAGACGUUCCACAGCGGAAUCCUUACAGAUUGUGGUGUCACAUUUACUUGGGGACGCUGGAAGCCCUUAUCUGAUUGGGGUGAUCUCAGAUCAGAUCCGCAAAGGGAAGCCGGACUCCUACCUGCUGAAGUUCCGCAGCCUGGAGUAUGCACUUAUGCUCUGCGCUUUUGUGGGUGUAAUCGGAGGGGCAUUCUUCCUGGCCACUGCCAUAUUCAUUGAGAAAGACCGCAAGAAGGCAGAGCUGUGUACGCAAGGUGUUAUUGAAUGUGCAGAUAGCGAGGAUGAUAAAUUUGUGAUACCAGUACAGGGAAAAUCCACCACAGUACCAGCAUCACAUGUCCUGAUCUAACAGCUACCAAAUCCCUUCACCAGGAAAGAUGGAAGAAAGAUAAAACAUCUCAGUCUUAUGGUCUCUUUCUAAAAAUGUGUGAUUGAUUUUUUUUUUUUUUUUGCAACUAAAACUUGGACAACUUUACAUUGGUGAUUGAUUUGUGCAGGGACAUUUCCACAAGACCAUAUAUCUUCCUUUUCUACACUUGCACUAUAGCAGGACAUCUCAUACUGUUUAGAAACCGAAGAUGGAACAGGAGAAUGAAAGUUACAAGAUCAGGACCUGCAUCCAUAUCCUGGUUCCUCCGUACCAGGGACAUUGUGUUACCUAACAACUAAUAAAUUAUUUGAUGUGCAAAUUGUAUUAACUUUGCCAUAAAGCAGAAACUUCUCCCCUCCCAUAAACUGUUUUUACACGGUUAUGAAUAACUGUCUGACUUACGAUGCCAAGACACAUAUUUUAGUUAGCCAUAAUCAUAAGUUUUUAUAUAAAGACUGACAUUUACCUAAAUGGGACACGGACCUCCCAAACUAAUGUUAUGACUGAAUAAGCGGGAUCAGAAAAUGUAAUGAAGCUAUACCACCCUGAAUAUCGGUGUUGAAUGGAGAUAAAAGCCCAGGGAUCUGAUCACCUAAUUGUUUGCUGUAUCUUGGGAAUGGUGUCAGUUUUUCCGAGACUCAAGCUUAUUUAAUGUUUUAACAUAAAUAACUCAAUGGUGUUGAUUUUUUACCACAAUUUGUUGAUGCGACAAAUUUUCAUUGAAAUUUGUUUUCUAUGUGAAUCUUUUUUUAUGGUAUACAAACACUUUUAUACAACUGCUAAAAUUAUGUUUGAGCUGCUAAUAAUAACAACAUUUAUUGAAUCUUGAUCUGUGUAGGUUCUUAAAGAAAUCAGUUUUAUGCUAGAGCUUGAUAAAUCACAAGGUCCAAUAUCCUACAAUUUUUUUUUGUCCCCUAAUGUUUAAAUUAUUCUACCUAUAUCUGUAUGCACAGACCCGUGCCUGGCUUCUAAAAAGUGUUUAUCUAGUGAUACUUUUUGCUGGUUGGCUCCCAAGUUUGUCAAGCCCUGGUUUAUGUUAUGUUGUUUGAUUCAGCAACACAAAUCUAAAACACUUUGUACACUCUGCUACUCCCACAGGCAGUGGUAAUAUUGGGUCUUCUGGGUACCUGCAGUUAGGAGCAAAGUUUCUUGUCUACAGAUUACUGCAGCAAGUUCAGACAUGUUUUAAAAUAUUUCAUUAUUUAUCAAAGGUUUGUUAUUUGCAAUUUUAUUGAGAUUUUAAUUAAAGAUCCAUUACCUUUA
Messenger RNA from Bombina bombina (fire-bellied toad), 4305 nucleotides. RefSeq names its product SPNS lysolipid transporter 1, lysophospholipid (gene SPNS1). Gene Ontology annotation, cellular component: membrane. Bases 1441 to 3021 code for a protein of 526 amino acids. Lineage: Eukaryota; Metazoa; Chordata; Amphibia; Anura; Bombinatoridae. The record is from RefSeq and is a predicted model, not a curated record. Gene Ontology annotation, biological process: transmembrane transport. Gene Ontology annotation, molecular function: transmembrane transporter activity. The transcript has 13 exons.